Synchiropus splendidus (mandarinfish) is the source of this 1829-nucleotide messenger RNA. Its product is annotated as transmembrane protein 69-like. The transcript is spliced from 3 exons. The record is from RefSeq and is a predicted model, not a curated record. Lineage: Eukaryota; Metazoa; Chordata; Actinopteri; Syngnathiformes; Callionymidae. Bases 723 to 1460 code for a protein of 245 amino acids.
GGUGUUCGAAAAGACUCUACUGAUGCGUUCAAGAGUUUGCGUCAUUAUGCAACUUAUAGACGCUUUGCUCUGUUUUAAAAACUCACCACGGCUAGAUACUGUCUUGUCACCCACAAUAAAUAAUAGACAGCAAAACUAUUCAAAGUUUUUACGUUUGUUUUUCAGCGCACCUUGCCUUAAUAAUAUAAUAAUUUACACAGAAAAUAAAACAAGUUUAACAGAAAAUCGCGCUCCUCUCUUGAAGGUGCACGUUUAUUUCGAUGAUUUACAUAGAUUGAAAAUAAUAACAAAAAUAAUAAUACCCACACGAAGAAGUUAAUAUGAAAAGAAUGUAUGCACAUUUUCCAUUAAUAUUUAGAUGAAAAUACACUAUUUUUUAUUUGCACUGUUUCGUGAAAUCAAACUCGUAAAAUUACACACAUAAACGUCGUUUUUUAGGGCAAUUCGGAACAAUAUUUUUAGCAGUCACAAAUAAUCGGAUUCUGUUUUGUGCUCUUGAACACAUCCAAUGCGUCUAAUACCUCCCCCGCCAUGACAGACCAGCUAGUCGAUACCAGAGACGUCUCGCAUGUCUGGGCAGUCGCUUUAAACGAGCACCGAUUAAAAAAAAAACAACAACCGGUCAGCCACCGAACUUGCGACCUUCAGUUCGACACAGCGAAAACAUGCUGAUAAACUGAAUGUUAUCGAAGCUUUAAAGAACUACCAACUGAAGGCUGAAAAUGAUUCGAUUUGGGGUGCGGAAGAUUGCUGGGCUUCCUGUUUGGAGAUCUCAACAGCCAGUGACCAAGCUACAAAAUGUGGCAAACAAUCUCAGGCAUUCUGUCCAAUGUCAUCCCUACACAGAAUUGAAUGCACUGAGACCAAUCAUCAGCAACAAGCUGUUUUUGAGCAGCAGAACCACAAGCUUGAGUAGCCAACAUCCAUGCCACACUGAUACGACUGGUGGCUCAGAAGGACAUGGAAAGGGGUUCAGUAUGAAGGCGCUCUCCCUGGCCCCAAAACCAGCCCUUUUUCUUGGUUUCUCCGGUCUCAUUCCGUUUUUGUCUGCUCCACUUCUGAUGGCUGUCACUCAGUCCUACUACCCUGAAGUGGCACACGCUCAAAUGAUUUAUGGAGCCUGCAUAGUUUCCUUCCUCGGAGGAGCCCGAUGGGGGUUCGCCAUCCCUGAGGGAAGCCCUGCUCAGCCUGACUGGAAGAACCUGGGUAACAGUGUGGUUCCCUCACUCCUGGCCUGGCUCGCAAUCCUCUGCAAGGAGAAUAUUUCAGAGGCAACCCUGGUGGUUCUCAUGGGAUUAGGUCUCUCUCUGCACUAUGACCUGGUCCUGCUUCCUGGUUACCCUGCCUGGUUCAGGGCCAUGAGGACUGUCCUUACCCUGGUCGCAACUUUCUCACUGGUGGCCACGCUGGUGCUGAAGAGGUUCUGCACCGAGAAGAAGAUCAAGGAGCUUCAGAUGUGAUGCUGUUACGAGAAUUCAAGAUCUGACGAUACAAAUCUGAAAAUGAAAUAUACUCAUAGCUUUUACGAUGGCAGUACUAACAUAAUAUGUUCCAUGAAAUGCUUUCAGCCAUGUGAAGCACUACAGUACUACCUUGAACUAGGAAAGGGAAGCAGGAUUAGCCAAUGUAGAGCAGAAGUGAGGCCUAUUGAAUCCUUUGAAAUAUCUAUGGCAAAGCGCUGAGCCCAUUACCCAAAAUGUCUACCUAAAAAAUAUUUUUCUACUACUGAAAAGUCUGAAUCUGAGAGCGGAUCUUGUCUAAAAAUGUGUUUCACCUUCACUUUUAUGAAAAAUCUGCUACACCAUGGAAAAUAAAAGCUCUACCUUUGA